This is a messenger RNA of Choloepus didactylus (southern two-toed sloth), 1593 nucleotides long. It is a transcript of the gene STING1, whose product is annotated as stimulator of interferon response cGAMP interactor 1. Gene Ontology annotation, biological process: defense response to virus; innate immune response; positive regulation of type I interferon production. The transcript is spliced from 8 exons. NCBI's taxonomy places the organism in Eukaryota, Metazoa, Chordata, Mammalia, Pilosa, Megalonychidae. The record is from RefSeq and is a predicted model, not a curated record. Gene Ontology annotation, cellular component: endoplasmic reticulum membrane; autophagosome. The coding region runs from base 168 to 1301 and encodes 377 amino acids. Gene Ontology annotation, molecular function: 2',3'-cyclic GMP-AMP binding; cyclic-di-GMP binding.
AGGGCAGCCUUGGGUAGUGUGUGUGUUGCCUUUGGUUGGGCUGUGUCCAGAGAAGCUGCCCUUGGCUGCUAGGAGCAUUGAGCCAGGCCUUCCCUCCCUGUCAUCUUCCAGGAGCAACUUGUGGUGGGGAAGGUGGAGGUAGCACCAGAGCUCACAGGGAUCCAGAGAUGCCCCACUCCAGCCUGCAUCCAUCCAUCCCACGGUCCAGGGGUCACAGGGCCCAGAAGGCAGCCUUGGUCCUGCUGUGUACCUGUCUGGUGGCCCUUUGGGGGCUGGGGGAGCCACCAGACCAUACUCUCCGGUGGCUGGUGCUCCACCUAGCCUCCCUGCAGCUGGGACUACUGUUAAAGGGGAUCUGCAGUCUGGCCGAGGAACUGUACCACAUCCACUCCAGGUACCAGGGCAGCUACUGGAGGGCUAUGCAGGCCUGCCUGGGAUGCCCCAUCCGCCGAGUGGCCCUGCUGCUGCUGUCAUGCUAUUUCUACUGCUCUCUCCCAAACUCGGCUGAUCUGCCCCUCGUUUGGACGCUUGCCCUCUUGGGCCUCUCGCAGGCACUGACCAUCAUCUUGGGCUUCCAGGCCCUGACCCCCGCUGAGGUCUCUGCUGUCUGUGAGAAAAGGAACUUCAAUGUGGCCCAUGGGCUGGCGUGGUCGUAUUACAUCGGGUACCUGCGGCUGAUCCUGCCAGGGCUCCAGGCAAGGAUCCAAACUUACAAUAAGCUCCACAACAACACACUGCAGGGUGCAGGGAGCCAGCGGCUGUACAUCCUCUUCCCGUUGGACUGUGGGGUGCCUGAUGACCUGAGUGUGGCCGACCCCAACAUUCACUUCCUGCAUGAGCUGCCCCAGCUGAGUGCAGAUCGUGCUGGUAUUAAGCGCCGGGUCUAUACCAACAGCGUCUAUGAGCUUCUGGAGCACGGGCAGCAGGCAGGCACCUGUGUCCUGGAAUAUGCCACCCCCUUGCAGACACUGUUUACCAUGUCACAGGAUGGCCGAGCUGGCUUCAGCCGGGAGGAUCGGCUUGAGCAGGCCAAACUCUUCUGCCGGACUCUUGAGGACAUCCUGGCGGAUACCCCCGAGUCUCAGAACUGCCGCCUCAUUGUCUACCAGGAGCCUGCAGAGGGAAGCAGCUUCUCUCUGUCUCAGGAGGUUCUCCGGCACCUGCGGCAGGAAGAUCGUGAGGAAGUUAUUAUGGACAGUAGGACCACUAUGGCGCCCAGUUCUUCUGUGCUGUCCCAAGAGCCUGAGCUCCUCAUCAGUAGCAUGGAACAGCCUCUCCCACUCCGCACAGAUAUCUUCUGAGGUUCAGGGUCACCUUGCCUGAACCCCCAGUGAUCCUCAAGUCUCUGGAUCAGGCACUGUCCUCAGCAGAGCUAUCUCCUCCCACUGUGAGUGUGUGGGUGAUAAGGUCCCUAGACUUGACAUCUAAAGAUGAGUCCUAUGACCUUAGGCAAGUCGGUUUACUUCUCUGAGCCUCAGUAUAGUCAUCCAUGAAAUGGGAUUUAAUCGUUGUCUGACCUACCUCACAGGGUUGUUGUGAGGGCUAUGAGUGUCUGGGAAUUUUUUAUAAAUCGUAAAUGCCAGGUAAACUUAA